AUGCUCAAACGUGCCGUAGCACGAUUUGAACUUGAUACCGGAAUGUCGGUCGACAUGCAGGCCACGAUGAACGGAAUCAAGCAGUUCUCCUACAGCACUCCUUCUCUGGAAGCAAUGGUCAAAGGACAGCAAAUGCGCCGUGGCAACAUGCACGGGCUAGAAAUCGAUGAGCCUUUGUCCGAUGAUGAUCCCGUCGAUGCUCUCGACAUAGACGGGCUCGACAUUGACGAGAACGAAGACGAGUUCGAUGAAGAAGUAUCCAAGCCCAGACAAUUGGCUGGAAAAGCCAACACCAGCAACCCAUACGACAAAAACGACAACUUUGCCUCGUCAGCUCCAGUUUUGAUCGGAACACCAAGCCGAGGAAUUCGACGACAUGAAGAAGAUGAAUUCGAGGGAGCUGAAUCUUACUACGGAUCUGCGCUCCACAAGGAGCAUCUCCGUCAAUCCUUGCAGAAAAACAACUGA
Oikopleura dioica is the source of this 468-nucleotide messenger RNA. NCBI's taxonomy places the organism in Eukaryota, Metazoa, Chordata, Appendicularia, Copelata, Oikopleuridae. The record is from the annotation of a GenBank genome assembly.